AUGCGGCUAUCGCUCCUCAUCGCGGCCCUCGCCGUCCUCAUCCCGGUGUACGCCGGCUUCUUCAGUGUCACAAGCUACUGCAAAUGCAUCUGCUUCUCCAACUCGACAAUCGUGGCACUCGACCGGCCAAACGUCGACCUCUCCAAGCCAUGUCUGAGCUGCACCCGACAGUUCUGCCUCGACCUCAAGCUUCCGAUCUGUAAGGGCGCGACCGUCCCCGAACUCGACACAGACACAGGCACUGGAACAGAGGGUGACGUCGAAGCGCGGUGUUUCAAACGCGACAGUCCCCGCGACCAGAUCAUCGUCACGUCCUUCCUCUUUCUCGUCGUGGGGAUGCUGCUAUUUGCGGCGGUGCGGGCGAAACUCCAGCGUGCCAUCCAGACACGUGGCCAGCCGACUGACCUGCGCGAAUGGGGCGAGGCUCUGCUUCCCGAUGCGCUGCAAGCGCGGAUUCUGGGUUACCAGCGCCAGAGGGAGAUGGCCGCACAUGGGACCUAUGCGCCUGUUAGUGUUGGGAGCUAG
This is a messenger RNA of Cutaneotrichosporon cavernicola, 525 nucleotides long. RefSeq lists its product as uncharacterized. The coding region runs from base 1 to 525 and encodes 174 amino acids. Lineage: Eukaryota; Fungi; Basidiomycota; Tremellomycetes; Trichosporonales; Trichosporonaceae. The record is from RefSeq and is a predicted model, not a curated record. The transcript is spliced from 5 exons.